GUGUCUGGAGGCGUUCUGUAUCUACGGCAGUGUGGGCCGGGUAGAGGAGCCGUAUGUCAGCAUCACGCGGAAGCGUCAGAUGCCCAGGGGGGGCCAGUCUGAGGAGGUGGAGAGACAGGUUGGGCAGGCAGAGGGCAAGCUGUUCACCCACCGUGCCGCCUUCGCCCGCACCUCUGUCAUCCAGGCCUUCCUGGGCUCUGCCCCCCAGCUCACCCUGCAGCUCUACAUCUGUGUCCUGCAGCAGGGGGUGUCCAUCGGCAGAGGUGAGUGGUGUGUGUGUGUGUGUGUGUGUGUGUUUGUGUGACGUCGAGAAGUGUGACUUUUAGUUGUACGUUUCUAUGUGUUUGUCUCUUUCUAUACGUGUGUUUGUGUGUGUGUGUGUGUGUGCGUACAUUUUCUCUCUGUUUGAUCACACUUGAGUCAUCUUGAGUUCCAUGCAUUGAGGGAUAGAGGAGGCCCCCAGCUUUCUCAGUAUAUAGGAACCUCUUUGAGCCUGAACAUUAACAUAGUUGAGUUAUCUCUGCUGGUUACCCCCUAUAGAGGCUCACUACAGAGACACAGUCCUUCCCCCAAAUCCCUCCAUCCCUCCCCCGAGGGAGCAGGCCGGUCCACAGCCCUCAGAGCACAGCUCCACUGUGGCGUGGGCUGAUUAGCUAAGUGCCAUGUUGGAAUAAGCGGAUGGUGUUUUCAUGACUCAAAGUGGUAUUACGCAACACUCUCUAGCACUCUGCUAUCAAGGUAUUUUAUUUAGAUCUUCAAACUAGCUGUUUGAAAUAACUGAUUUCAUCCAUCAUCUGAGUCAUGAUUAUGGAUAAUAUAGCAAAUAGGAUCACAGACACAUUUGAGUUAUGUCACACAGUCUGCUAAUACUUCCCUGUUUUAUUUGCUGUUAUUGAGAAAUGUCAUUUCAGACUGAGGAAAUGCUUUGCUGUGUGAGAGUGAGUGUGACCAGAGGAAAAGCGUCAAGCUGUUUUGGGGGUAAGGCAGAAUCUGACAGUUCUAUGCUAUCAAAGCAAAAGUGUAAUGUGUUGACGACGUGAACUAUGGCACUUGAUAUUGCAAAUGAUCAUCUGUAAAUUGAUCCAGUGGAUCUUGUUGCUAUUGUAAUGUGUGUACACAUUCGAAUGUCUCUCAGCCUAUCACACAAUGUUAUGCAAAUUAGUUGCUGUAUGUGAUGAUGCAGGGGGCAUGCUGAGUCGCAGUGGGUUUGGAGAGGCACUUGUGUAUGUCAGGUUAGUGCUGGGGUGUACUGUGUUCAUCCAAAUAAACGACAACUUGAUUAUUGAAUGGAAAAUCAUCGUCCUAGACUGUUUAUGCUAGUUAAUAAACUACAUGUGCGUUUCGGUGGCUUUACAGGCUCGUUACAAAUUGGUGGCAGCGGAUUUUGGGAUUAACAAGUAAAUUAGCUAACAGCAACUCGCUAGCUUGGCUAACAUUAGCUUGCUAGCUGCGUGGGAAAAUGGAGGGAGAAGUCAAACAACCCGGGAACAGCAAUCAACAACCGACAGCUGGUGGUAGAUCAGCCAGGUGCCAUGGACAGGCGGAUUGACCGGCCGGUGUUCAUGCCAGAAUCUUUUGAGGGGAAAGAUGUCGAAUGGACUGCUUGGAUUGAUCAGUAUGAGUUAGAUCGUUUGAACUUUCUCAUGCUUUCACUGAGGGGAAAUGUGCAGAGAUUUUGCAGAACUUUACCUCAGGAUACCAAGAACGAUUACAACAGCGUGAAAAUGGCUUUGCAGCAGCAUUUUGAGCCACCGGAGCAUGCUGACUGGAAUCGUGAUUUUUUUUCAGGACAGAAAACGUAAAGUGGGUGAGUGCAUUCGUGACUUUGGGCAUGAUUUAAGCAGGCUAGCUUCAAAGGUUUACCCAGAUUAUAGCACGUGCGCACGUGAUUCGCUUCCACAAGACUAUUUUAUUACAUACAAUGGUUGCAGUGAUCUUCGUGUGCACCUGCGCAAGGCAGUACCAAAAACGUUGGAAGAGGAAAUUAGCAUUGCUACAGAGCUUGAUCAGAUAAGGCAGCUAGAAUUGCUGGAAAGCCAAGACACUGCACAAUACAAAGUGAACAUGUGUGGGACAAGCGAGGUUACUCUGCCUCCAGUUAGAGACAUUGUCAGCGUUCCAAAAUAGUUGUUUGAGUCAUUGUGUGAGAGCGUUGCACAGUUGCGGACCGAGGUGCAGCAUCUGGCAGAGCGGGAGCCACAUCAGAGGGAGCCAUACUAGAGCAGAAUAUAGUUUCCAGGGUCUUCUACAGCAGCAACAGGAGAUCUAGGAUCCCCAGGAGCGACAGAGGACGACCUACUGGUAACCAUUAGCAGGGCAUGCUGGCACUGUGUGUGCACAAUGCACAUGAAAAAAGAUUGCCCUGACGUGGAAAAGGACAGCGCAGCAUCGGUUUAAACUACACGCACAGCUGACCAGUCCGCAGCAAGUGUUGUGGGGAGUGGGGUUUACCUUAAGUGCAAAAUGGCUGACUUCGAGUGUGAGGUCAUGGUGGACUCGGGGUCCCAGGUUUCCAUGUUAUACGAACAGGUAUGGAGAAAUGCUACUGGAGGUAAGCGUGGUACACUGCAACCAUACCACAGCACAGUUAAUGUAGCAAAUGGACAGUUUCUCUCAGUCCUGGGGAGCUGGUCCACAGUCAUGAACAUUGACGGUCUGAAUCUGACCGGGGACUUUGUCGUCGCUAGCGACGCAGACCAGUGUGCACUGAUAGCAACAGACUUCCUGGUAAAAUACGGGGCAGUACUUGAUUUGCAAAAGAAAACAUGCUGUGUUUUGGGGAAGCAGAUUACACUGAUUUUCAGGGGAGAGGCAUGGAGUGUGUAAAGUGGUGGUGAUGAAUAACACGAUUAUCCCCUCCAGAAGUUAAAUGUAUAUAAGGUGAGGGUACAGUAAAAAAUGACAAAACUGAGGGUCUUCUUGAGCCAUGUGCUGAAGUCACUGAUACAAGUAACCUGUUGGGGGCAUGUAGCAUUGGCAGCUCAGUGAAGGGUACACUGCCAGAGCGUGUGAUGAAUGUAACCCCUUAAUCAAAGUUACUGAGGGAGGGCACUGAACUGGGGGGUUUCUCUAUCUGGGAGAAGGGUAGUGAAGACACUAUCGUUGCUAGCCUACAGGAUUCUAACCAGCCGCCAUACUCUCCCACCACAGCAUUGUGGGACGUAGAACAGUUAAUGCAAGAGUCGACAUAGAUUGCAGCCAGCUGAGGUGCAGCUGAGAGCUGUAAAGGAAAAGGUGGGUAGAUACACUAAAUAUACAAAAGUAUGUGAACACCCCUUCAAAUUAGUGGAUUAGGCUAUGUUAGCCACACCCGUUGCUGACAGGUGUAUAAAAUCGAGCACCCAGCCAUGCAGUCUCCAUAGACAAACAUUGGCAGUAGAAUGGCCUUACUGAAGAGCUCAGUGACUUUCAACGUGACACCGUCAUAGGAUGCCAACUUUCCAACAAGUCAGUUUGUCAAAUUUCUGCCCUGCUGAAGCUGCCCCAGUUAACUGUAAUCGCUGUAAUUAUGAAGUGGAAACGUCUAGGAGCAACAACAGCUCAGCCGCGAAGUGGUAGGCCACACAAUCUCACAGAACCGGACCACCGAGUGCUGAAGCGCGUAAAAAUCGUCUGUCCUCACUACCGAGUUCCAAACUGCCUCUGGAAGCAACGUCAGCACAAUAACUGUUGGUCGGGAGCUUCAUGAAAUGGGUUACCAUGGGGCUGUUUUUCAUGGUUCAGGCUAGGCCCCUUAGUUCCAGUGAAGGGAAAUCUUAACGCUACAGUAUACAGUCGUGGUCAAGAGUUUUGAGAAUGACACAAAUAUAAAUGUUCACAAAGUCUGCUGCCUCAGUUUUGAUGAUGAAAAUUUGCAUAUACUCCAGAAUGUCAUGAAGAGUGAUCAGAUGAAUUGCAAUUAAUUGGUAAGUCCCUCUUUGCCAUGAAAAUGAACUUAAUCCCAAAAAAACAUUUCCACUGCAUUUCAGCCCUGCCACAAAAGGACCAGCUGACAUCAUGUCAGUGAUUCUCUCGUUAACACAGGUGAGAGUGUUGACGAUGACAAGGCUAAUGAUAACUCUGUCAUGCUGAUUGAGUUAGAAUAACAGACUGGAAGCUUUAAAAGGAGGGUGGCGCUUUAAAUCAUUGUUCUUCCUCUGUUAACCAUGGUUACCUGCAAGGAAACACGUGCCGUCAUCAUUGCUUUGCACAAAAAGGGCUUCACAGGCAAGGAUAUUGCUGCUAGUAAGAUUGCACCUACAUCAACCAUUUAUCGGAUCAUCAAGAACUUCAAGAAGGGAGGUUCAAUUGUUCUGAAGAAGGCUUCAGGGCGCCCAAGAAAGUCCAGCAAGCGCCAGAACCGUCUUCUAAAGUUGAUUUAGCUGCGGGGCACCACCAGUGCAGAGCUUGCUCAGGAAUGGCAGCAAGCAGGUGUGAGUGCAUCUGCACGCACAGUGAGGCAAAGACUUUUGGAGGAUGGCCUGGUGUCAAGAAGGGCAGCGAGGAAGCCACUUCUCUCCAGGAAAAACAUCAGGGACAGACUGAUAUUCUGCAAAAGGUACAGGGAUUGGACUGCUGAGGACUGGGGUAAAGUCAUUUUCUCUGAUUAAUCCCAUUUCCGAUUGUUUGGGGCAUCCUGAAAAAAGCUUGUCCGGAGAAGACAAGAUGAGCGUUACCAUCAGUCCUGUGUCAUGCCAACAGUAAAGCAUCCUGAGACCAUUCAUGUGUGGGGUUGCUUCUCAGCCAAGGGAGUGGGCUCACUCACAAUUUUGCCUAAGAACACAGCCAUGAAUAAAGAAUGGUACCAACACAUCCUCCGAGAGCAACUUCUCCCAAUCAUCCAAGAACAGUUUGGUGACGAACAAUGCCUUUUCCAGCAUGAUGGAGCACCUUGCCAUAAGGCAAAAGUGAUAACUAAGUGGCUCGGGGAACAAAACAUAGACAUUUUGGGUCCAUGGCCAGGAAACUCCCCAGACCUUAAUCCCAUUGAGAACUUGUGGUCAAUCCUCAAGAGGCGGGUGGACAAACAAAAACCCACAAAUUCUGACAAACUCCAAACAUUGAUUAUGCAAGAAUGGGCUGCCAUCAGUCAGGAUGUGGCCCAGAAGUUAAUUGACAGCAUGCCAGGGCGGAUUGCAGAGGUCUUGAAAAAGAAGGGUCAACACAGCAAAUAUUGACUCUUUGCAUAAACUUAAUGUAAUUGUCAAUAAAAGCCUUUGACACUUAUGGAAUGCUUGUAAUUAUACUUCAGUAUACCAUAGUAACAAAAAUGUCUAAAAACACUGAAGCAGCAAACUUUGUGAAGACCAAUACUUGUGUCAUUCUCAAAACUUUUGACUACGACUGUACAAUGACAUUCUAAAUUUACAUUUACAUCAUUUAGCAGAUGCUCUUAUCCAGAGCGACUUACAAAUUGGUGCAUUCAACUUAUGAUAGCCAGUGGGACAACCACUUUUAUUUAUUUGUAUUUUUAAUUUUUUUGGGGUGGGGGAAGAAGGAUUACUUUAUACUAUUCCAGGUAUUCCUUAAAGAGGUAGGGUUUCAAGUGUCUCCGGAAGGUGGUCAGUGCAUUCAACUUAUGAUAGCCACAGCUAGAUGAUUCUGUGCUCCCAACUUUGUGGAAACAGUUUGGGGAAGGACCUUUCCUGUUUAGCAUGACAAUGCCAUCGUGCACAAAGCCAGGUCCAUACAGACAUGGUUUGUCUAGAUCGGUGUAGAAGAACUUGACUGACCUGCACAAGAGCCCUGACCUCAACCCCAUCGAACACCUUUGAGAUGAAUUGGAACGCCGACUGCGAGCCAGGCCUAAUCGCCCAACAUCAGUGCCCAACCUCACUAAUGCUCUUGUGGCUGAAUGGAAGCAAAUCCCCGCAGCAAUGUUCCAACGUCUAGUGGAAAGCCUUCCCAGAAGAGUGGAGGCUGUUAACGCAGCAAAGGGGGGAACAACUCCAUAUUAAUGCCCAUGAUUUUAGAAUGAGAUGUUCGACGAGCAGGUGUCCACAUACUUUUGGUCAUGUAGUGUAUGUGGGAGAGUUUAGCACUAUUGACUUUGACUUGGGCUGCACAAAACUAGUCCAGCAUAAGAUUAACAUGGGACAACAGGCCUAUCAAACAAGCAUUGAGGUGGGUGCCUGUUCAUCUGCAAGCAGAGUUUGACAAGCAUUUGCAGGACAUGUUAGAAAGGGGAAUAGUUAACCCAUCCAGCAGUCCAUGGGCAGCACCAGUGAUGUUAGUAAGAAACAAGGACGGCUUAAUCAGGUUCUGUGUGAAUUACAGAAGGUUAAACGAGAACACUGUAAAAGAUGCAUAUCCACUUCCUAGGACAGAUGAGACCUUGGACUUGCUUGCCGGUGCUCAGUAGUUUUCCACUUUAGACUUAGAUGCACCCUGUGGGUCGUAACAAAACUGCUUUUGUGACCAAGAGAGGGCUUUUUCGAAUUCCAGGUUUGGGUUGACAGCUUCCAGCGUCUCAUGGACCUGGUGUUGGCUGACUUACAGUGGACAACAUGUCUUAGACGACAUCAUAGUGUUUGGUUGUACAUUCCAAGAGCGUGUGAAGCGCUUAGACAAGAUUUUCAGCAGAUUGGAACAGGCAGGAUUUAAGGUGAAACCAUCUAAGUGCCAUUUGUUCAGGUCACAGGUGAGCUACCUGGGACACAUCAUCUCGGCUGAGGGAGUGUCCACUGACCCCAUGAAAACAGUCAGGUCAUGGCCUAGCCCCAAAAACAGUCAGGUCAUGGCCUAGCCCCAAAAACAGUCAGGUCAUGGCCUAGCCCCAAAAACAGUCAGGUCAUGGCCUAGCCCCAAGAACAGUCAGGUCAUGGCCUAGCCCCAAAAACAGUCAGGUCAUGGCCUAGCCCCAAAAACAGUCAGGUCAUGGCCUAGCCCCAAAAACAGUCAGGUCAUGGCCUAGCCCCAAAAACAGUCAGGUCAUGGCCUAGCCCCAAGUCACUGACAAAUAGGCUGGCAUCAUACUACAGGAGGUUGAUAACAGAUUUUGCAGCUAAGGAGGAGCCUUUGUACAGAUUGACAGAUAAGGGGAAAACGUUUGAGUGGAAUGCAGUGUGUGAAGUGGCCUUUAAUGAACUAAAGUCCAAGCUUACCACAUCCCCCAUACUUGCUUUCCCUGACCCAAAUCUAGAUUUCAUAAUGGAUACUGACACAUGUGACACAGGCAUAAGCGCAGUCCUCUCCCAGAAACACAAGGGUAGGGAGAGAGUAGUAGCAUAUGCCAGUGUAACCGGUGUGAAAUGGCUAGCUAGUUAGCGGUGCGCACUAGUAGCAUUUCAAUCGGUGACAUCACUCGCUCUGAGACCUUGAAGUAGUUGUUUCCCUUGCUCUGCAAGGUCCGCGGCUUUUGUGGAGCGACGGGUAACGGUGCUUCGAGGGUUACUGUUGUCGAUGUGUGCAGAGGGUUCCUGGUUCAAGCCCAGGUAGGGGCGAGGAGAGGGACGGAAGCAACACUGUUACACCAGUCGGGCACUGUCAAAACAGGAGAGGAAGUACUCAACUACCAAGAAGAAGCUUCUUGCUGUGGUAGUUUCUUGAACAUUUCAGACACUUUUUGCUGGGGAGGAAAUGUCUACUGAGAACUGAUCACAGCUCACUGAGGUGCCUGAGUAACUUCAAACAACCUGAGGGACAGUUAGCCAGAUGGCUACAGAAACUGGAUCAGUAUGACUAUGAUAUUGUCCACAGGCCAGGGAGACUGCACAGUAAUGCAGAUGGUGUGUCAUGCCGACACACAGACAGAGAGUGUAGACACAGCCGAAUCACAGGAGGCCACUGUCAAUCUGAGAGCCUCAGGAUGUCACUAUUGAGCCUGCAUUCAGAGCUCAAACAAGCCAGUCAGUCCCCACAAAUGCAGCUUUCCUUUUGGAAGCACAGGAUAGAGACCCAAUGGUCUCCCAGUUAAAGAAAUUGAAAAAAAGAGGGUAGAAAAGAGCUGCAAUCUGAGCCAACGUUCAAGCGCUUCAAACAAGUGUGGGGGGCAUUACAUGUGAAGAAUGGGGUGUUAUGCCUUGAGAGUCAAAACUAUGAGACAGAUGACGCCAUCUGGAGAGGGGUUGUACCAGAUGAGCUCGUACAUAACAUACUUUCCUUUAUCCACAAUGAUAGAACAGCAGGCCAUUUAGGAGUUGUAAACUCACCAGUAAAAUCAGAGCAAGAUGUUAUUGGCCAGGCUGGCAGAGAGCCAUAAAGCAGUGGUGUAAGGGCUGUGUGGCGUGUGCUGCAUACAAAUUACAGGGUCCAGCCCCCAGAGCACCCAUGACAAGUUCUGUCACAGGCCGCUCUUUCCAGAGGAUAGUUGUAGACUUAAUGGGUCCAUUUACAGAGACUGGACGAGGUAACAAGCACAUUAUGGUAGUGUCAGAUUACUUUACUAGGUGGUCAGGGGCAUAUGCCAUACCCAAUCAGGAAGCAGUAACAGAGGACAAUAAACUGGUAGAGGAAUUUGUGUUGAAGCUAGGCGUUCCUCGCUCAAUCUAUAGCGAUCAAGGGCGAAAUGUUUUAUCUACUCUUUGUAGAGAGAUGUGCAAUCUUUUACAAAUGAACAAAACAACAACUACUCUGUACAGCCCACAAUCUGAUGGUUUAGUGGAAAGAAUGAACAGAACUCUGCUCAACAUGCUGUCACUUUUUGUUGAUGACAAUCAAAGAAAUCGGUAUGAGAUUCUCCCAUAUGUGAUGAUGUCAUACAGGAGUAGUGUUCAAUCUUCCACGGGGUUCACACCGUACAAGGUGCUGUUCGGUACUGAAAUGACUACCUGUUGAUGUGGUUAUAGGAACACAACAAAAUGAAGGGAAACAGUAUGUUUCUCAGUAUGUGCAAAAGGUACAAGGGUAUUUAAGCACUGUAAGGGCCACAGGUAAACAAAAUCAAUACUUUGGUCUAAAGGUGACACCCCAGAGGAAUGAGAAAAAUGAACAUGUGUGGCUUAGGGACUACCAGAGGAAAAUGGAGUUGUCACCCAAACUAAGAAAGAAAUUCAAGGGUCCCUUCAACAUUGCAAAGAAACUGUCAGAUGUGCCAUAUGAAGUAGUACAGUGUAAUGGACCUUAUCAUGCCGUGGUACACUACAACAGGCUCAAAUCUUACUUUGGGGUUGUUUCAGAGCAUGAGGUCACUGGCACGGGACGAGCACUGACUGAUUUGUGCUUAGUCAGAUAUACUACCCCUCAAGGAAACGGGGUGCUCCGAGGAAAAAGCAACCAAUGUUGCCCUUCAGGAGAAGGGGGGGGGGGGGUAUCUAGUCAGUUGCACAACUGAAUGCAUUCAACUGAAAUGUGUCUUCUGUAUUUCACCCAACCCCUCUGAAUCAGAGAGGUGCUGCUAGUUAACAAACUACGUGUGAGCUUCGGUGGCCUUACAGGCUUGUUACACUAUGUACAGUUAGUGAAUGAAUGAACAGUCAUAUUAAUUAAGAGCUCAGCCUCAAAUGACAACAAUAUUGAAUGGAAUAUUCUGAAUGGUCUCUCUCUCUCUCUCUCUCUCUCUCUCACUCACUUCUAGGCACCCUCAUGGUGAUCUCCCUGCUGUCCAUCGUAUAUGGUGCCCUGCGCUGCAACAUCCUGGCCAUCAAGAUCAAGUAUGACGACUACGAGGUGGACGUGCGUCCCGCCGCCUACCUCUGCAUCUUCCUGUGGCGCAGCUUCGAGAUCGCCACGCGCGUCACCGUCCUGGUGCUCUUCAGCUCGGUACUGCAGCUCUGGAUCCUCCCCGUGGUGCUGCUCAACUUCUUCCUCUUCUUCCUCUACCCCUGGGUGCUGUUCUGGCAGAGCCACUCGCCCUUCCCGGAGAACAUCGAGAAAACCCUAACCCGGGUGGGCACCACCAUCGUCCUCUGUCUCCUCACGUUCCUCUACGCAGGCAUCAACAUGUUCUGCUGGUCGGCGGUGCAGCUGAAGCUCAACGACCCAGACCUGAUCAACAAGUCUCAGAACUGGUACCGCAUGGCCGUGUACUACAUGCUGAGGUUCGUGGAGAACGCCUCUCUGCUGCUGCUGUGGUACGUCUACAAGACAGACUUCUAUAGGUUCAUCUGUGCUCCAUUAUUAGUGCUGCAGCUGCUGGUGGCCUACACCAUGGCCAUCUUCUUCAUGCUGGUCUUCUAUCAGUUCUGCCACCCCUGUAGGAAGCUCUUCUCCUCCAAUAUGUCCCAGGGCCUGUGGGACUGCUCCGCCCUGCUCUGUCUAGUCUGCUACGCCCCUGACGGGGACGCCGUACGGCCAAUAGAGAAGUCUGUUCUGGACCCUCUGGCCCCCGACCCCACCCCCCACAAGGAGUCAGCCAAUGACACGUCAUAUGAUGUGGCCAAUGACACAGCAUACACCAUGCCCAAUGACACAAUGACCUAUGACAUGCCCAAUGACACGACUCAUGAAGUGUUGAGCGAGAUGAACGGCGACGUGAGCCACAGUCUGUCCAGCAACGCU
Molecule: messenger RNA, 10416 nt
Organism: Coregonus sp. 'balchen'
Lineage: Eukaryota; Metazoa; Chordata; Actinopteri; Salmoniformes; Salmonidae
Source: the annotation of a GenBank genome assembly